This is a messenger RNA of Cololabis saira (Pacific saury), 8489 nucleotides long. RefSeq names its product MIA SH3 domain ER export factor 2 (gene mia2). The transcript is spliced from 28 exons. The record is from RefSeq and is a predicted model, not a curated record. Bases 88 to 7122 code for a protein of 2344 amino acids. Gene Ontology annotation, cellular component: endoplasmic reticulum exit site; endoplasmic reticulum membrane. Lineage: Eukaryota; Metazoa; Chordata; Actinopteri; Beloniformes; Belonidae. Gene Ontology annotation, molecular function: protein binding. Gene Ontology annotation, biological process: protein secretion; endoplasmic reticulum to Golgi vesicle-mediated transport; vesicle cargo loading.
UGUCCACUUGCCAGCACAACUGGCCAGAGUCGGUUCCUCCUGAUUAUGGACAAUUUCUUUUGAAACACUCCAGUUAAAACACCAAGAAUGGGUGUUUUAAAGGCUUACAGAUUCCUCUGGAUUGUAGGAACAACUUUUUGGAUUUUACCUCACAUAAUUCUGGGAUUGUUAUCUGACUACAAAAUCUGUGGAGAUUCUGAGUGUCAAAGUUUAAUGAGCAGAGUGCAGGCCAUGAGGGACCAUCACAGUAAGGACUGCCGCUUCCUGAGCUUCAUGCGUGGAGAAAUCAUCUAUGUCUACCACAAACUUACUGGAAAGAGGGAUGAUCUCUGGGCAGGCAGCAUUAACAGACAGUUCGGCUAUUUCCCAAAGGAUGCUGUGAAAGAAGAGCAGGUUUAUGCAACUUCAGAGGAAGAACUAAUGACACAGGAAUCAGAUUUCUUCUGUACAGAUGAAUUUGGCUCUUUUAUUGAACCCACUCAUCUCGACACUGAUGAUGACAGCGAGUAUGAAAUACAAACCAAGGACUCAGAAACUGCUCAAGAGCUCAUCCACUCCCAUGACGACAAUCCUGAAGUUUCUUUGACUUCUGAAGAUGCUUCUUCAGAACAUUCAGUUUCAGCAGGAGGAGGAAGGGAACCUGUUGUUGAUGCAGCUGAACCUUAUGAGAAAGCUGAUGAAAUUCCUACAGAUCCUUCUGAACAAGAUGGGUCCCCCUCCUCCUCCUGGCUGGGCACUUCAGUGACGGGAUGGCUCGGUCUGGCUUCAGAACAACCUGACAAUUCAGCAGAAGGAGAGAGGGAUGAUGACGUGAAAGAAACGAAGGAUGAAACUUCACCCACUUCCUCCGCAAAACCAGACGAGGCUGAAGAAAAUGAGCAAACCGACGACAAAAAGGACAACUCAUUCGCAUCCACCAUGACUGGGUGGUUUAGCUUUGGAGGUGAGGAAAAAAAUGAGCAAGAUGAAGUAGAAAAUAAUGAAGAAGAUGAACAUAAUGUGAUUUUUAGGGCUCGGAAGAUGUAUUCGAGCAUGGGGAGCACACAGUUACACAAAGAAGAGAAGAAAGAGAUGGGGACACUGGAGUGGUUUGGAGAAAGUCUGUCCAGCAGGGUAGGGUUCGGCUUCACCAAACAGGAUCCGGGACAGGAAACAGGAAGUGAAGAAGAGAAGAAGGAAGAGUCGGUAUCAAAUUCUUGGAUGGAUAUAGGGAUUGGGGACAUUUUAGGCUUCGGGAAAGAAAAUAUUGAUGUAGAUGAGAGUGAAAGAAAUGUGGCAGAAAAGGAUGAAACCUUGGAACAACCUGUAGCGUCCCAGAGCACAGAUCCUGCAACAGAUGAACAAAAAACUGAACCCAGAAACGAGUCACACAUGGGAGAUCCAUCAAAAGACCAGCGUAUUCAAUCUCCAGAGACAAUCAAUGCUGACGGCAAUGAUCGUAUACAUGAUCAUUUAGAUGCUCUAGACAUAAUGGAGGUAGAUAUUUUGGAAGUUGAAGCUGAACAUGAAGUUAUUUCACCUCACACAAAGUCUGAGGAAAUAUCACCGGCAGUUGGUGGAGUGUCAUCCACGAUCAACAGCUUUAUCCAUACGUCCGAAGUGCAGGAAGUACAUGUGGAAGAAAGGAAUGACAUAGGUAAAGAGAGAUCUUUAGAAAUGGAAGGUGGACAUCUUGGGAUGCCCGCCACCUCAGAGGGAAGUAAGAGCGAAGAUAUGGAGCCUAGAGAGGAAAAAACCAAUAUGACAGGUGAAAAUCAGGACUUUGUAACACUAUCUGACAGUAAUGUGGGCCCUGGUGACAGAUUUGAAGAAACAUCAGGCUCCUCAGGGAAAUCGGCAGGGAAAGAUGAGACGGACGAAAAAGAUCCACAAAACAGAGAGAGCGUGGAGGAAGACGUGGCCGCAGUCACACAUGAGGUUUAUAACUCAGCCCAAUCCACAGAUGUGUUGGACAAAAGUGGUGACUAUCAUGAAAGAGUUAAGAGCAAGGAGGACACAGAUUUACCCCACAAAGAGAUUGUAAUGACUGCAACGGAGAAAUCGGCAGAGGAGGAUCAAGUGGGUGGUGAUGUCCGGGAAAGUAGCAAAGAGAGUCUCUUAUCGUCAGCUGAGAAAGGAAAUGAACAGAUCCUUGUUAAUGUUAGUUUUAUUCCUCCCAUUGCAGAAACAAAGGUUGACUUAGAUAACUUAGCUAUAACUAAUGAUAAUCUGGACCUUGAAAGCCACCAGGGUAAGCCAGGGAAAGUGGAAGAAAGUCCAGCUAUGGACGGCAGCUCUGAGGAAUUAGGAGCAUCACAUUCUCCUAGUGAUACUGAACAUCUGUAUGAGAACGCGUCUGAGGAGAGUGGAGGAACAAUGUCUUCUGGAGAGAGCACAGCAAUCACAGACAAGGAACAGGCUGUUAGUGAUGCAGAUUAUUUAGGGAAUAGUGGGAAAGAUCUGCAUGAGAAAACUGAGACGGAGUCAUCAGGCUUUGAGGACGUUUUGAGUCAAAGUAGACUAAAGUCACCGGACAACUAUGAAACAGAAAUUCCUAAAAUGGAAGAUGUAGAGGAGUCAAAGGAAACGGGAAUGAUAGAAACAAUAGAGGUGAAGCAAGAUGGAAUGAUGGAGGAUUUAAAGGGGAUGGGAGAGCAGCAAGAAGUGAGUGAGGUGGAAGAUAAGGGAGAAGAACAACAGGAGGAAGUGGAGAAUAAACAAAAAGAGAAUGGGGAAUUUAAGGAAAAGUCGAAAGAAACGGAAGAAAAUUCUGGGGAGGUAGAAAUUCCUAAAAUGGAAGAUGUAGAGGAGUCAAAGGAAAUGGGAAUGAUAAAAACAAUAGAGGUGAAGCAAGAUGGAAUGAUGGAGGAUUUAAAGGGAAUGGGAGAGCAGCAGGUUAAAGAGGAGUGGGUGGAAGAUAAGGGAGAAGAACAACAGGAAGAAAUGGAGAAUAAACAAAAAGAGAAUGGGGAAUUUAAGGAAAAGUCUGAAGAAAUGGAAGAAAAUUCAGGGGAGGUAGAAAAGGAAGAGUCGAGGGGAGAAAAGAAAGAAUUGGUAAUGUCAUUGAAGGGGGGAGGUGAUGCAACCGAGGCAAACGAAGAAAGGGAGCAAAGGGUGGAAGAGCUUAAGGAAAAAGAGAAACAGGUGGAGAAGUUACCUGGGCAAACAAUACAGAUGAGAGUGGAGGAUUCAGAGACAUUUGAAGAGGUAACUGAAAAAGAUAGAAAGGAAGAUGAAAGAGAACAGCUGCAGGAGGUAGAGUUGGAAAGUGACAUCGGCAGCCCAACCAUGGAAAGCAAGGAGAAAGAGACUCCACAUGACAACUUGGGAUCAUUGUUCACCGAAAAAACAACACAGAAGAUGGAACAAAGGGAAGAGAAAAAAGAGAGAGUGGUAGAAGUGACAGAUGAAGAAAUGGAGAGCGAGGAGGUUGUAGAAAAGCAGCCGAUCAAGCAUGUGGAGGAUGACAGCCUUAAAUGUUCAGGUGAACAUUGUUCUCAAGAAGGCAAAGGGGAAGUAGUGACAGAAGAAGAAGGAGAUGGAGAAGGCUCUGAGGAUGUUGAGAGUUCAGUAGGUGAAGAAGCAGCAGUGACAGGAGAUCAAAACGCUCAUAAAGACAGGACAGACUCCAGUGAAAAAACAUCAAAUAAUGCUGUCAGGAGGAAUGGCGACUUUGAAGUGACAAAAGCUGAUGGUAAAAUGGUUGGAAGUGAAUCCCGCAGAGAUGGAGAGGGAGAACCUGCAGCUUCACCUGAUGAACGUGAGGUUUUCACAUCUGAAGAUGAAGAUCCCCGUGGAUCCUCAAAUCCAUCUGGAGCAGCAGAGAGUGAAAGCAGAGGAGCAUUUAGUCUUUUCCAAAAUGCCUUUGGCCUUCUCAGCCAAACACCUACGUCUGAACCCGAGGGGUUCGUGGAAUCAGCUCUGAAGUCCGACAUCAAUUCAGGUGAGACAUCACAGCUACCGGCCUCGUUGACCCCUGAUCAAGAAGUGGAUUCCACCGCUGAGUUACACCAGGCUAGAGAAACGCAACUAGCUACUCCCACAGAACACCCAGAACCUCAUUCUCCCUCUACCCAAAACCCUUUCCAUGCUCAAGUCACAGAAACCUUCCUCCAAACAAAAACCCUGACCAAACUUUACAAAAACCUCCUCACCCACAUGAGUGUGGAAGAAACAUCGAUUUUGAUGGAAGUGUUUGGGAAAACCAAGUUACAGUUUUUAGAUUACAUUUUGACAAGUUCAGAGGCCUUAAAUGAAAUUACAGAUGAAGAUCAAGCUAUAUUGUUAGAUAUAGAAAGACUUCUGCAUCACUACAGGGAAUUUUCUCCCAGCAUGAAGAUGGAUGAUGCACCACAGGAGGACGAAGGAAAGACAAGAACAUUCAUUGCACUUAAGAAGCUGGAAAUGUUAUUAAAAACAGUGAAAGAGACUUUCAGCACAGGAAAAUCAGAUGUCAGUAAUCAUCAAGCUGAGCCCAGCUGUGCCGGUGUGUCAUGUUCAACUCAAGAUAAAGAUGAGGAAGUGCACAUCGCAGAAUUACCUCUAGCCCAGGAAGACAAGAUCCACAGAGAUGAGACGAUGACACCAGAGAAGGACAGUGGACAUGUGGAUGAUGGCAGAGAUAAAGAGAGGAAAUCUGUGGAUGAGGAAACAGAGGAGAAAGGAUAUGAAGAAGAGAGAGCAUCCAUUUCUCAACCUCUGCAAGGAUCACUACACUCACAGAAAGGGGUAAUGAAGCAAACUCUGGACUUUGUCUAUCGGGUGGCUAAAGACUCUAGCACUCAUGCUCAUGCACUGGGAGGAAAGCUGCUACGGCUUGCUGUUCAGGUUGUGUCGUCGCUGCCAGAUGACAUAAGACCAGGACCAGACCUGUAUGGUUUACCAUGGGAACUGGUCAUCGUCACUGGUUUGGUGGGGUUGGUGACGAUCAUGUUGUUCACCUGGAGAUGUUACAGCUCUAUCAAAAGCAGAUUGUAUCAAAAUAAGGAGCAUCGGAUGGCAGAACAAGUUACGCAGCUUUUGGACGAAAAGUGUAAAGUCCUUGAGACUCUAAGUCAGUGUCAACAAGAGUAUGAUGAGUUGGAGACUUUGCUGAAGGGCAGUGGCGUCCUGGCCCAGACUGAAAAGACGGAACAUCUAGAGGUCAAAGCCAGGCAGUUCGAACAUAAUAAAUUGGAGCUGGAACGGGAUCUGCAACAAGUGAAGGAUCAGAUGGAACAGCAGAGGGAACAUAAGGAAGAACAACAAAGAAGGAUUGCAAUGCUUGAAGAAACCAUUAGAGCAUUUGAAGAGGAAACAAAAGACCUCCAGUCACAGGAAGAACAGGCACAAACCACUCUGAAGAUAUACAAUAUGAACAGUGACAGGCUACAGAGGAACCUGGAAACAGAAGGAGAGGAGAACAUAGUUGUACAGGAGAGCAACAAUCAUUUGAGGCAGCAAGUGGAGGGGUGGGCAGAAAGAGUGAGUGAGCUGGAAGCAGAGAUGCAAAGAUGUGAGAUUGCUCACAGUGGGAUGCUGCAGGAUGUUGCCAACAAAGAUGAACGUAUAAUGUCCUUGACAGAUCGGCUGCUGCGGAUGAAAGCUUGGGAUUCAGACAUGGGGGAAGAGGAGGGUGAUGAAGGACGACAGAAAGAAGCUACUAAAGGGACUCCAGGAAAAGGAGAGGAGAAUGGAAGAAGGGACGCAAAAGACAUGCACCUCCAGAAAGUCCAGAAGCUCAUUUAUGCUGCAAAGCUGAAUGCAGACCUAAAAUCAGUGGAUGAGGAUAAAGACAGAGUGUUUGCCAAGCUGAACGAUGAAAUCAAAGCUAAAGAGGAACUGCAAGUGAGCAUUAAGGACAUGGAGAAUGAGAAGUUGUCACUGCAGUCUGACAGUGAACACUACACAGAUCAGGCCCAACGAUUACAACAGAAACUCCAGAUUAUGACAGAAAUGUACCAGGAAAAUGAACUCAAGCUUCACAGAAUGCUGACAGUGGAAGAGAAGGAACGUCAUCAAAAAGAGGAGAAGUUAACUAAAGCAGACAAAAACAUUGCAAUGGCUAUGGAAGAACUGAACAACUACAGGCAACGAGCAGAAGAGAUGGAGGAAGAGCUGGAGAAAACCAGAAAGUCCUACCAGACUCAGAUAUCGGCACAUGAAAAGAAGGCUCAUAAUAACUGGUUGGCAGCCCGAGCAGCAGAGAGAGAUCUUUCAGACAUCAGGCGAGAGAAUGGCCUCUUCCGACAGAAACUCACUGAUACGCAGUUUAAAUUGGACGCCCUUGACAAAGAUCCGUACGCCCUGAACAGCCUAGCAAGACCGCUGCCUUUUCGAGCUGAACGGUCACCAUACGGUCCUUCUCCUCUGGGUCGACCUCCGUCUGAACCCAGAGCUCUCCUCUCUCCUCCAACACUAAUGGAUGGCCCUGCUAGACUGUCCCCUAGAGUACCUCGUGGUCCAGGAGAUCUCCAAGGAGAGAUGGAACGCAGUGGAGGUCCUCAUUCAGACAGCGGUUCAAUCUCUCCUACAUGGGAGAGAGAUCGCAGGGGUCCCCCUCUAGGACCCCCAGGACCUCCAGGCUACAUGUUUCCAGAACCGGGAGGUCCCAUGUUCAGGAGACCUCCUCCUGGAGCCAUGCGGGGCAUGAUGCCUCCCGGCCCUCUCCAGGGUAGAGGUCUCCCCCCAGGACCUCCUCACCCUGCAGACAUGUCAGAUAGUUCGUUUAGAGAAAACAGCCUUGGCCCUGCUGAUCCGGAGAGUCGAGUGUCUGGUCCCGGUGAUCAGAUGGCUCCACCUGAACCAGAUCCAAGGAUGAGUGGCCCACUUCCCCCCGGAGCCCCGCUGGGUCCCAUGGAUGGCCCCGGAUGGUCCGGAAGAGGCCCUUACGGACCCCCACCCCGUCCUGACUUCUACCCUCCCAGGGGACCAGGAGGUCCUCCCAUCAUGCCUAUGUGGGGCCCCCGUCCUCCAGGAAUGAUGUUCCCACCUCGUUUCCCUCCCGGUGGACCUCCUCAUCCUCCUCAUCCUCACAUGUCCCCCUAUGGCCCCCCCGGUGGGCUCCCUCCUCCUGACUCCCUCCCUCCUCGCCCGCCUCACCCCUCACAGCUGCACAGGAAGUCACCAGAGGAGAGCACACCAUCGCCCGAAGACGCCAUUUGAGACUCACAGUUUUUACUUAAGCGGUUAUACGACACAUUUAAAUCAGCGGUAGACGGAUGAUGGGAUGUGACCGUCCCCCCCCAUUUUUCUAUAACAGCCAUUUCUUCAUGCAGAUGCUUUAUUUAAUGAAUAGUGUUAUUAGAGGGGACACAUCUGCCUGCCUUAGCUUGUUUUCCUUAAGUGUGCCUGCCCUAGUUCUUUCACAUGAAACCACAUCCCUUAUUUUUUUUUCUGCAUUCUUUCUCCCUCUUUGUCCCGCCAUCAUUCAGCUCUGCCCUUAUCCAGCUGAUAAUAGAAAUCAUAGUGACUGCAGUUAAACUCGCUCAGUUACAGCCAGUGUACGUUUGUGGUACUGUUGCCUCAUGAACCAGACACAGCUGCUUGUUAGUUCAACUAAGCUGGAUGCUUUUUAACAGCAUGACCAGGUCUCAAAAUAUGAAAGGACCCGUCAGCAUUUAGCGGCAAAAAGAAAUGGGAAAGAUCCAAGACUUUCUAGGAAAUAUAUUUUAGGACAGAAUUAUACAUUUUCUUAUACCAUAACAUUUGCCAUUGUUAUAAUUUAUAAAAUCUCAUCAUUUAGCAUGUGUAUUGUUGACAGAUUUGAUACUUGAAUCUGAUCACAUCAGGUCUUUUUUUUUUUUUUUUUUUUUUUUUGUGACUGAACCGAGUUGAUUUCUCAGAGAUCAAAUAAAAUAUUUUUUUUUUCUUUUUUUAAAUCUACUCAAAUAAAUGAAUUUCACUGACUUCCCCAGUGAGAUUCAGCGGACUUUGCCUUCAUUGGCAAAGUUAUUAGAAAAGAACGGCGAUGGAAGAGCAUUUUAAACCUGUUACAGUGACUUCCACACUGCCGCGGCUUCUGAGUGGCUCGUAACGGCUGCUGGAGUUUUGUAUUAAUUAUUAUUAUUAAGCUGUGACCCAGUGUGACAGUGAGGGGGAAAUGAAGUGGACUGACUGGAAUAGAGGCUUCCUCUGAAAGAUGAGAACUUUGUGAAUUUUGUAAAAAGUGAUUUAUUGAUGGACGAAUAAAGACUCUUAAAUUGUUGACGUCUCCAUAUCUCACUGACCUAAAACGGUACAUUUUUGUGCAUAGUUGUAAUUUACAAAAGCAUCAGUAGCAGCCACGAGUAAUGCAAUAUUUUAAUGUAAUUAUGUUAAAAUACUGUUUUGAAUAUUUGACAUGUCUAGUUGAAUAUUUCAAAAAUAACUUUUACAUAUACAGAACUGUUCAUAUAUGCACAUACACUCAACCAGACUUGUGAUGUCAUUUUAAACGUUAAUGUAGUAUAAUCUUGUUCCCAUGCAUGUAUAUAUGCUGUAAACUGUACAUGAAUACAGAUGUAAAUAUUUAAAGUAUAAAUAGUACAAGG